This is a messenger RNA of Xenia sp. Carnegie-2017, 1655 nucleotides long. RefSeq names its product ribosomal protein S6 kinase alpha-5-like. Gene Ontology annotation, biological process: protein phosphorylation. Gene Ontology annotation, molecular function: ATP binding; protein kinase activity. Lineage: Eukaryota; Metazoa; Cnidaria; Anthozoa; Malacalcyonacea; Xeniidae. The transcript has 3 exons. The record is from RefSeq and is a predicted model, not a curated record. Bases 904 to 1578 code for a protein of 224 amino acids.
UAUGUUUCGUUUUGUUUUUUGUUGUAAUUUAUUGCAGUUGUAUUUUUAGACGGUAAAUUUGCGCUGUACAUUCUUCCAACACAAUUGAGUCAUGUAUGUUUCGUUUUGUUUCUUUGUUGUGAUUUAUUGCAGUUGUAUUUUUAGACCGUAAAUUUGCGCUGUACAUUCUUCCAACACAAUUGAGUCAUGUAUGUUUCGUUUUGUUUCUUUGUUGUGAUUUAUUGCAGUUGUAUUUUUAGACGGUAAAUUUGCGCUGUACAUUCUUCCAACACAAUUGAGGUUAUAUUUAGAUCUUCAUUUGCCUUACCUAAGCCAUAUAAUUGAAUUCACAACAGCCAUUUGUUCGCGUUAAACGACGUGAAUUGCUCAACCGUCACAAAAUGUUUCACGUAAAAAUUACAGUACCCGAAGUAUUUGCAUAAAUUGUUUUGGAUCAUGUUAGUCCUACCCACGUACUCCGAAAAUUAAUAUGAUUUAAAAACUUUCUUCUUGAACCAGCAGCGUUUAAAGAAUUUUUCUACUAAGAAGAAAAAGAAAGAGAAGAGCCCAUCCACGGCUCUUUUCAAAUCUUCUUCAAUCUUUUGGAUGAAUGAUAUUUUGUUUAUGUUUCUUUGUGUUGUAUUAAUCGCUCGUAAUUCAUGGCAUAAAACUCGACAAAUGACUGACUGUAAUCGCUGUUUAUGUCUCGUUAAUGACUUGUUUCUUACAAAAUUUACCAUAACUAAUAUCGUUGUCGAUCGUCUGCGAACUUACCCUCGAUUUUCCUUUCAAAACUUUAAACGUAAACACAAAAAUUCGUUAUGUUAGAUAUUUCGACUGUACAGUCAGAGUUGUGAAUAUGCGUUUAAGAGAACACUGGUCCAUAUUACAUUUGGUUUGAUUUGUUUGUAAUAUUCAUAAGAAAUGCAAGGAACUGACCAAUUUGAAGUACUGACAUUUCUUGGUGCUUGGGAAGGCAAGAAGUUCUUCGAGGUGCGAUGUAAGAGAUCUCUGGAGUUAUUUACGAUGGAAGUCAUUUCAAAGGAUUCCUUGGACAAUAAGACAUCUGGAUUGCGUAAUGUUGCAGAACAUGUGGAAAACCGAGGUUUCUUCUUCAUCAUGCGUUUGCGAUACGUGUUUGAAACAUGCGAGAAGAGGCAUUAUAUCCUUGAUCAUGCUGGUGACAUAUUACUAAAGGAUCUUGUUAACGAUGGUCUGCCGGAGCAUACGGUGAUAUGUAUUGCUGCCGAGCUAUCUCUUGCUUUGAUGAUGCUACACGAGCUUGGCGUAAGCUACAAUGAAUUAGAUCUUGAUCAUGUGAUGGUAGACAGCAGCGGUCACGUGAUAUUAUGGCGAGAGUUCGAAAACAAAGAGUACUGGUCUAUCAGUGAAUGUAUAUGUGGUGGGCUGGCAGUAAGAUGCGGGAAGACUGGUCAUCAGGUGAAGAGACGUGGUUCGAAUUCGGGACAGUUGAAGCGUGAUGAAAUCUUGCAGAAAUAUGACUGGAAGAGUUUGGGCUCGCUUCUCGUUCAGCUAUUGAUUGGUCGGACAGAAAUUCAGAGUCAAGCAAGGUUUGUUUUUGUACGAAAGAUACCUUGAUUUUAUAAAUAUAUUGAUAUCAUUCGGUAAAUUUCAAAGUAGAUAUUUUCUCCAUACGUUUUUUAAAAUGAGAUAUU